Puntigrus tetrazona (Sumatra barb) is the source of this 2966-nucleotide messenger RNA. It is a transcript of the gene gng12b, whose product is annotated as guanine nucleotide binding protein (G protein), gamma 12b. The record is from RefSeq and is a predicted model, not a curated record. Bases 318 to 536 code for a protein of 72 amino acids. NCBI's taxonomy places the organism in Eukaryota, Metazoa, Chordata, Actinopteri, Cypriniformes, Cyprinidae. Gene Ontology annotation, biological process: G protein-coupled receptor signaling pathway. The transcript is spliced from 3 exons. Gene Ontology annotation, cellular component: heterotrimeric G-protein complex. Gene Ontology annotation, molecular function: G-protein beta-subunit binding.
AGAAACUGUUGCGCUCCAGUCCUCCACCGUUCCCACCGUUCCGCCUUAUUUACACGUACAGAAGUGAAAGGUCGAUCGGUUUCUGAGUUCGGCUGUUUCUGAUAAACGUAGACCGUUUUGCAGACCACUGAAGUCAAAAAUAACAAUAAGUUUCUGCCGUGACGGUUGUUACAGGCGAACUUUACGUACUUGUGAAGAAUUGCCAUCGAAAGAACGGUCUGUUUAACCAGUAGUACGCCAAGGUUGUUCUCCUAUUCCCGUUUUUUCUUCCUCCCCACCAAACCCAGCCGAGAUAAGGUCUGUGAAGAUAAUUGAAGAUGUCGUCUAAGAUGCAAAGCUCUAAUAAUAUAGCCCAGGCCAGAAGGACUGUUCAGCAGCUACGGAUAGAAGCUAACAUAGAGAGAAUAAAGAUUUCUAAAGCUUCUGCGGACCUCAUGCAUUACUGCAAUGAACAUGCCAAGUACGAUCCUCUACUUAUGGGUAUCCCAGCUCCGGAAAACCCUUUUAAGGAUAAAAAGCCAUGCACUAUAUUGUAGUGGGAUGCUUGAACUCUUACCGUAUGUUUUGACGUUCCCUUUUAUUAUUUUUUUUUUAAUAGAAAGAAUACGAUCUUCAAACACUCGUUCACUCUUCGCCUUAAACCCCGAGCUAUUAUUUGAUUGUAUCCGCACCAGAAAAAGGAGAGUCAAAGCUCCCAGUAAACAAAUCAUUUGUGGUGCAAAGACAAAAACCGACCCAUGAAUGAGUUUUUCUGCUUUAGGGCACAGCACAGAUGAGUUGUUUGCUUUGUGAUAGUGUCCACUGAUGUGGUCGUGUCUUCUGCAAAUAAAGGGUGAGGUCAGAGUGGGCGGCUCUCGGUAUCACGAAGCGCAGGAAACGAUCAUUUUUAAUGACUGCGCUAUAUCUGCAGAUAAGCGGUGCUUUGACCCCUUCCGACGCUUUUAAAGGCGUCCAGUCGCAGGGAGAUGCGAGGGUUGAAAUGUCAGCAUCGCACAUGUGUGAAGGGUGCUAGCGCUCAGUGGAGGAGGAAACAGGUGUCUUUUGGAGGCGUCACAUUGACGCAGUGCCGCCCCGGCCCUCCCUCAUUAACUCACUGUGUCCGAACAAUGGAGCGAUACAAAGCCAACCUCUCCUGUCAAAUCGCUACACGCUAGACUGCGCCCUUUUUAUUUGCUCGCAGUAAACCACGUGAACUGCGUUUCGAAAGUUCAACAACUGCCAAAACCUUCAGAUCGUCAUUUUUUUUACGAGUAAUACAAGGUGAUGUGUUCAUGCAUUUGUUUGGAAGUGUUCUUUAUUUCCUAUACUUUUUUUUUUUUAAUUAGCGAUUCGGGAAACACUUUACAAUAAGGUCGAAUUUGUUAACACGAAUGUAUUAGGAAUCAUGAUUCAGCAACAAAAAGCUUUUUGACAGCAUUGAUUCAUAUAAAGUCAUGUUCAUUUAUAAAUGUGCUGUGGGAGUAUUCAUAAUUCGUAGCUAAUAUUUCAAAGCUAAUUAGGAAUUAAAAGAACGUUAAAAGGGUUAAAAAUGGAUUAUCAUUUCAAAGUUUGGGGUCGGUAAGAUUUGUCAUUUUAUUUUGCAUAUUAAGAUAAGAUGCGUAUUUCUGUUAAAGACAUUUUGCUCACCAAGUCUGCAUUUAUGUAAUAAAAAAGAAAGUGCUGUUGAAAUAAUAUUGCAAUUCAAAACAGCUUUUUGUAAUUUAUUCCUGUUGUUACAAAGCCGACUUUUUCUGUAGCAACUUACUGAACGAAGAGAAAGUUCAAAAUAACUUUACUUUUUGAUCAUUUUUGGUAACAUCAUAAAUAACGGCAAAAAUAAAAUAAAAAUCAAAUCUCGACAAACCCAGCCUUUGGAAUGGUAGUAACCUAACUAGCUAUUAUAGGUAGCACUUUAAAAAUAUAUAUUCUUCAUAGUGAGCUCACGAUACCUUUAACCUUUACAUUAUGUCUUAUUGCAAAGUGUUACCAAAAUGUGUUUGUUUUACCCAUUUUUUCCUUUUUUUUAAAUGCCUACCUUCAGUAAAUGGGGUGAAAUGCUCCUCUGAUUUUGCAUUCGAAUACUUUAUCCUGCCCCGAGUACGUUAGAGACAGCAGCAAUACUUUAUUGCCGAUCAUGGUACGUCAUAUAUUAUAACCCUUUAAUGAUUAUUUACGAGAUGCCUUAUGUUAAUUCUUCUAAAUGUUUUGAUUCAUAAUCGCUGUCUCUUUUUUGUGACUAAAUGUCAUUGUGCCAUAUCGUUCUGGGAUCUAAGCAGCAAUAGAAACACACGUAGGGUCACGUGUGAUUCUUCUCCACACACACACCCGAGCACACGAUGAUCUCUCUGAUUGUAGUUAUUUUUGACUGUUAUAAUCAUGCGUUUUGACAUCAUUCCAUGUUUACAGCUCCUCUACCUUUUUUUUGUAUAAUACUAUUGUGCCAUGCAUUUAGUGAAAGUGUGUAAUGCCUUCGUGACACGGAGCAGCUCCACCAGCCUUACUGUGAAGCAGUGGUGCGGAGAUCCUAUGGACGUCUUCACUGUGUCUUCAUCACUGCACGUCUGUCUCAUGCCUCGGGCUGGAUAUAUCUAUGCCUGUGCAUCAUGCAACUGAACUCGUACACGCAUUAACCGAACCACAAUCUUAAUCUGGUUUGAACAACAGUACGCUUUGAAUGGCCAUUUCAGCCUUUGCUUUCUUGUCGCGUGACGCUUUUAAAGAGAAUUUUUGGGUUCUCUCAGUGGCCGUUGUGUUUUUCUUGAUGCUGCGGCCGUUUCUGUACUUGAAGGUGGUUCUGGAUGAAAAUACGACGCGCGCAAGAUCUUCAGCCUGCCGCCUUAUCUCUGUUUUUGCCUUUAAAAAUGAUUUUUAAUAUGAAGAACGUUCUUUGUCACUGUAUUCGAGUGAAUUUUUUCACCUUCCUGGAUCCUAAUGUGCCGAAGUUGUAGAUGUUGUCUUUUUCCAACUAAAUAUAGAUUUAUUCUCAA